Messenger RNA from Frieseomelitta varia, 546 nucleotides. RefSeq names its product radial spoke head 1 homolog. The record is from RefSeq and is a predicted model, not a curated record. Lineage: Eukaryota; Metazoa; Arthropoda; Insecta; Hymenoptera; Apidae. The transcript has 4 exons. Bases 1 to 546 code for a protein of 181 amino acids.
AUGUCGAAAGAAGGUUAUUUCUUUGAAAUCAUAUGGUGGGAUGGUAAGCAUUUAAGAAAAAAACCCAAGAAGAUAUUGGAAGUUGAUGAAUCUAGAAGUUCAUAUUACGAGGAAGAUAUUGGUAAAAGAGAAGAUUACAAAGAUGCAGAUGAAUUGGAAGAAAACAAUAAUAAUUCCAAAGAAUAUAAUAACGAUACAGAUAAAUCAAACUCUAUUUCGUCCUGGAAAUUAACAUUGCCUGAUGAAUUUGCAAAUAUUAGGUUCAUUAAUAAUAAUACGUAUAGCGGUCGUAUUAGUAGAAAAAUGAUGGAAGGUGAAGGCGUAUAUAGAUGGUCUAAUGGUGCUCAAUACAAAGGAGAAUUCGAACAAAAUCUUAUGCAUGGGAAAGGUUUACUAGAAUGGAACAAUGUUUGUUGGUAUGAAGGUGAUUUUAUGAAUGGCUACCGACAUGGUAGAGGAAUUAUGGUGGAUGGAGAAAAUCGUUACAUGUAUACUGGUCAGUGGUAUAUGGGUCAAAGACAUGGGAAAGGAAAACCUGCGAUCUAA